Coturnix japonica (Japanese quail) is the source of this 3561-nucleotide messenger RNA. It is a transcript of the gene FTCD, whose product is annotated as formimidoyltransferase cyclodeaminase. The record is from RefSeq and is a predicted model, not a curated record. NCBI's taxonomy places the organism in Eukaryota, Metazoa, Chordata, Aves, Galliformes, Phasianidae. Gene Ontology annotation, molecular function: folic acid binding; transferase activity.
AGUGCAGUUAAUGAGAAACCCUGGUGCUGGGCAUAGUGCUGGGAACACUCCUGCUCCCAGCAAGACAACAAGAGCCAGAAAGAGCCGUGAGGAGCCAAGCCCAGGACCACAGGGUUUGGGCAGACACCGGGACCAUGACCAAGCUGGUGGAGUGCGUCCCCAACUUCUCGGAGGGAUGCAACAAGGAGGUGAUUGAGGCUCUGGGGCAGGCCAUCUCCCGGACACCAGGCUGCACACUGUUGGAUGUGGAUGCUGGGGCCUCCACCAACCGUACUGUCUACACCUUUGUGGGACCCCCUGAAGCUGUUGUUGAAGGGGCACUGAGCGCAGCCCGCGUGGCUUGGGAGCUCAUUGACAUGAGUCGGCACAAGGGUGAACAUCCUCGCAUGGGAGCCCUGGAUGUCUGCCCCUUUGUGCCAGUGAUGAACAUCAGCAUGGAAGAGUGUGUUGUUUGUGCCCAUGUCUUUGGGCAGCGCUUAUCAGAGGAGCUGGGAGUGCCUGUGUACCUGUAUGGAGAGGCAGCCAGGCAGGAAAGCAGGAGAACCCUGCCUGCCAUCCGUGCUGGGGAGUACGAAGCACUCCCCAAGAAGCUCGAAAAACCUGAGUGGGCUCCUGAUUUUGGGCCCCCAACCUUUGUUCCCCAGUGGGGGGCCACAGUGACGGGGGCCCGGACCUUCCUGAUUGCAUACAAUAUCAACCUGCUAUGCACCAAGGAGUUGGCACACCGCAUCGCUCUUAACAUCCGUGAGCAGGGACGUGGCCCUGACCAGCCUGGAAGCUUGAAGAAGGUGCAAGGCAUUGGUUGGUAUUUGGAGGAGGAGAACAUAGCCCAGGUUUCAACAAAUCUCCUGGACUUUGAGACCACACCGCUCCAUGCUGUCUAUGAGGAGGUCUGCUGUAACGCAGAGGCACUGAAGCUCCCUGUGGUGGGAUCCCAGCUGGUGGGGCUCAUUCCCAAGAAGGCCAUGCUAGAUGCAGCUGAGUUUUAUAUCACGAAGGAAAAACUCUUCAUACUGGAAGAGGAACACAAAAUCAAACUGGUUGUCAGCCGACUUGGUCUGGACUCCCUGUCUCCAUUCAACCCCCAGGAGCGCAUCAUCGAGUACCUGGUGCAGGCGGGACAGGAGGACAAGGGGCUGGUCGCAAAGCCACUGGGUGCCUUCGUGCGAGCAGUUGGUGGGAGGUCAGCAGCACCAGGAGGAGGAUCAGUGGCUGCAACUGCGGCCUCUCUGGGAGCAGCUCUGGGCUGCAUGGUGGGGUUGAUGAGCUACGGGAAGCGGCAGUUUGAGCAGCUGGACCCCAUCAUGAGGAAUGUGAUCCCUCCCCUCCACCAGGCCAUGGAUGAGCUGGUUGCGUUGGUGGAUGCUGACUCCCGUGCCUUCAGCAGCUAUAUGGAAGCUAUGAAGCUACCAAAAAGUACCCCUGAGGAGAAGGAAAGGCGAGCAGUCGCCAUGCAGCAGGGACUGAAGACAGCAGUGGAAGUGCCCCGCACCCUGGCAGUGAAGGUGAACAACCUCUGGUCCUCACUGAAGAUGCUGGCGCAGCAUGGCAACCUGGCCUGCAAAUCUGACCUUCAGGUGGGAGCCAAAAUGCUGGAAGCUGCUGUGUUUGGGGCCUAUUUUAACGUCAUGAUCAAUCUCAGAGACAUAACAGAUGAGAAAUUCAAGACUGAGACAUUGCAGAUGGUCACCAGGCUGCUGGAGGAGGCAAAGCAAAGCUCAGCACUUGUGUUGGCACUGCUGGAGAAACGACAAGCUUGAGAGGAUCUCAGAACCGGGACCGGAAAUACACAGGGGAUACACAAAUACAGAUGGGAAACAUAUUUGUUCCUGCCUGGGCUCCUUUGGCACCGAUCUGGGGGAAGCUGCUUGUCUUGGGAGGUCCCAGGGUUAUGUUCCCUGCCUGUUCUAGCCUUUCCUUGGCCAAGGAUGAUUUUCAUUGCCUGGGGUUUGGACCUUGCAUCCCUAUUCUCCCAUCCAUGGGGCAGAGGGAGCAGUCUGGGCUGGUGGUGCCAUGGGAAUCCUAUUGGUGGCAGUGGCUGGGACCUCAUCAUGCUGCCUGGGUAAGGAUGGCUGUGCAUAUCACUGACCUCUCCAUCCAUCUUGUCUUUGUCAGCAGAAAACACCCUGAGAUACAUUGUGACUCUGGAUCCAGGCUGGGCACUGCAGCCACAUCCCUUUCUGCACAGUGUCUUCAUGGCAGUGUGUGAAAGGGCCUGCUGAAUCACUCAGUGCUAAGGGAGGGCAUGCUGCUGAGCACAGGGCAGCACCAGGCAGCCAGCAGGAGGAAGGGGGUUGUUGCUGGAAGGUGAAUGUGGAGCUCUUCAUAGCCCCACGGAGAGGAAGAUCCAGGUGUGGGGAUGCCUGGUCCCUGUCAGCCCUGUGGUCGAGGCUGCCACUGAGUCUGAAGGCAUCUCCUCUGCAGAGCAGACUGAGCUCCGUGUGAUCAGGGGGUGGUUAGUGGGGGGAGCCCACCAUCCUCAGCAGUGACACCAGGGGCUGUCAGCAGUGCCCACUGUCCUUCAGCAGGCCCAGGAGGAUGUGACCCCCGUGCCCGUCCCCACACACAGUGCCCACGCUGGGUGCAGCGCACCAGGGUUCAUGGCAGGGACAUCUGACUCACUCCAACACCUGACACCACGGGGCUGAUCAGCCCUGCAGGACCUUUGUGCUGGGUGGGACAGGAGUGCUGACGUUUACCCCGUGCCCAUGGUGACCGUCGCAGCACCGGGAGUGGUGCUGCCAGUUUCACUGCUCCGCAGUGUCACCCCUGAACACUGCACCUCCCUUGCCCAGGCAGGGCUCUGUAUUUAAAGGGUGCCCCAGGGCUGGGCCCAUUGCCUUGGGAGAGCCACACCAAGGACAGCCAUCAGGACUGCGCUGCUCUCAGGAGGAACUGCUCUGUGGGGCAGCUUGGAGUCAGCAGAGAUGUGGAACGCCAGCCAAGGAACACCACCACCACCGCAGAUGCAAGUCUGCCCACCAGCCCCUCCAAAUUACCCACACCCUGGGCCCAGCAACCCUUGCUACCCAGCGGUGCCACCCGGCACCCCUGGUACCUGUCCCCCAGGGUACAUUCCACCUGGCCCUCACCCACCAGGCCACCACCCACCAGGGCACCACCCUCAUGGGCACCACCCCCAUGGGCAUCCCCCACAUGGGCAUCCCCCACAUGGCCCACCAGGGUGCCCACCUGGGUGCCCACCAGGUUGCCCACCUGGCUCCCAUGACUGCCAUCACAAGCAUAAGAAGAAGCACAAGAAGGAGCACAAGAAGGGGCAUGACAAGUGUUCCCACAAGCAUCAUGGAGGCAAGCACUCAGGCAGCUCAAGCAGCUCAAGCAGCUCUGAUUCUGACUGAAGAGAACAUCUCCUACCUGUAUGGUGGUAAAGCCCCGAGGAGACAAUAUAUGAAGACAAAUGCCUCACAAGGGCCACCUACUCACUGUUCUGCCUCAUUCUCCCUCCUCUGCAUCCUGCAUUUUGCCUGCUAGUGAUUUUUCUUGCUCUUUGUUUGUAACUUCUUUGAUCUGGAAUUGUUGUAAAUAAAUGAGUAACAGCUC